Iphiclides podalirius (scarce swallowtail) is the source of this 1644-nucleotide messenger RNA. NCBI's taxonomy places the organism in Eukaryota, Metazoa, Arthropoda, Insecta, Lepidoptera, Papilionidae. The record is from the annotation of a GenBank genome assembly.
AUGUGCUUCGAAAUAAACGUUUUCGCGAUCGUCCUUUUGAUUGUUUCCUUCGUCGGUAGAGUAAGGAACGGGGGACUGGAGCACACCACACAGAAGGAGACGCGACCCGAAUACAUACAUCCAGACGGCCUUCUAAAUUUCGAUCCCUACCUCUCGGAUUUCAAACCGGAAGUGGAAGAGGACGACUACAUACCACUACCCGAAAACGACGAGACGAUAGACGGUCUGCCGAUCUUCUUGCUAGAGCCGAAGAACUCCUACGUGCUACGAAGUAAGCCGGCGACUCUACUGUGUAGAGCGGCGAACGCUCUACAGGUUUUCUUCAAAUGUAACGACGUCAGAGUGGAUAAGACUGUGCAGUUGGAACACGUGGAUCCGCAGAACGGGGUCAGGGUGGUUGAAGCCGAGCUGAACGUGACAAGGAACGAGUUGGACGAAUAUUUCGGAGGCCGCUACAGCUGCGAAUGCUACGCGUGGAAUAGCAGGGGACGAAUAAGGAGUCAAGCGAAUUACAUAGAGUUUGCCUACAUAAAGAAGCAAUUCGCUCAGCACCCGCAGUCAGCUACAGUGGAGGCGGGGAGACAGGUCAUCUUCAGGUGCGGACCACCACCAGCCGCUCCACCUGCAACGAUCAAAUGGACGAGGAACGGAGUGACCAUAGAGGCCACAGACGAAUCUUUAGUACUACCCAAAGUGGGCUUGCAGGACAUGGCUAACUACAGCUGCAUAGCUGAGAAUAUCGCAGGUCGGCGCGAGUCGGACAUAGCUGUUCUAUCAGUGUAUGUCAACGGCGGCUGGUCGGAGUGGUCGGCGUGGCUGCCGUGCCGGUGCGGCUCGCAGACGGUCGGCAAGCGCAGGACUCGAAGCUGCACCGAGCCUGCGCCGGCGAACGGCGGUGCGCAGUGCAGGGGCCAGACGAUGCAGGGCGAUGAUGAGUGCUCCAGAUGUCAGACGGGCAGUUGGUCAGCGUGGGGUUCGUGGUCAUCCUGCAGUGCUGAAUGCGCACGCAGCAGGCGGCGCCAGUGCACCGGCACUUGUUCAGGAUCAGCCCUGCAGCAUGCUGCCUGCCGCGACGGGCUGUGUGCUGCUGCAUUGCGCAUAUACAAAAACAACGUGACAAUGUACGUAGGCAUAGGGAUCACGAUAGCCAUGCUGGCUGCUGGAGCGGCUGUGUUGUACGUCUGGUGUAAAUACAGAAGCACUAGACCUGGAUACAUAGCCGCAAGGACAGUUCAUCCAGGUGCGCCCAAGACGUAUUCUGGACGGGACAAGAGCAACGCGGGACCUGACUUGACCAGAACCUGCAACGAGUACUGGAUGCACAGGCCCGAUAACCACUACGAUAUGCCCCAACUUAGGGACAGUUACUCCUCACCUUUCGGUAACCGAAGCCGUCAGCAGUCGUCAGUAGGAAGCAACCACUACGAGAUGAAACCAUACAGCCCGUCAGGAGACUCCGCUUCAAGCUGUUACACUAACUCCAGGACAAUGACGUCACGGUCUAGCGAGUGUUCCUCAUCGCAGUUGGCGGAACUAGUGACGUCAUCACCCACCUCCCACUCCAAAGUGGACGUUGCAGUCACCCUACCCACGACCUCCUUAGAGACUAGCUAUCGAGAUAAGAUCUGUCUGACCAUUGUUAAA